AUGGCGACGCCGAACCAACACUCUCUAGGCGGAACGGCUGCCUCGUCACGAUCACAAACACCAGCGGAACAUCGUCGGUCCGCUCACAUCGUUGCUGAUGUUGCCGCACCAGGUCGGCCGCAAGCGCCCGCGCAGCAACACGGUGCUGUUGCAAGCUUGCAAUCGCACAAGCUGCACCUCAUUCUGUCCGAGAUUGCUUCCGUCACAUCAACUGUCCGCAAAGCAACACGAUGGAAUGCUACCAGUUCAGCCGCUCUUGCUCGUCUCACGUCAUACAGCUACUCCACAGCUCAGAUCCAGCAAGUACCAGCACAGCAACAACAACAACAACAGCAGCAGCAGCAGCAGCAACAACAACAACAUACCGAUCGCCAUGCCGCAGCUACGGCUUCUUCCAGCUCUAGUGCUCGGAUAGCGCUGAGAGGCAUGCAAAGGGGUACAAAUGUCGAUACCUCUUCCUCAUCGACUGCUGCCGCAACAAGGCUUGGGCUCUCCCUUGGCAUCGACGGCAAGUCUGACGAUCCCGUCAGCCUCCUCACCGGCUUUGCAACACUCAAAGCCCAGCUCCGCGCUAGCAACAACCUCUCCGCUUUCCCGUUACCUACGCUUCUGGCACCCUUCCUCCGAGUCAUCCUCAGCCCUCGUACUUCCGCUCCCGUCACUUCCGCAGCAUUACAAGCAGUCCACAAGUUCCUCGUACACAAGGUCGUAUGUCUUUCUGCUCCGGAUGCUCAGAUCGCAGUCGCAGAGAUCGCUCACGCUACCAGCCACUGCCGCUUCGAGGCGUCCGAAGCCACCACCGACGAGCUCGUCCUUGUCCGCAUCCUCUCCGUCAUGCGAGAGCUCAUCUGCGAACGCACCGACAUCAACCUCGCUCCAGCUGCUCAAGAUUCUAUCGACGAAGCAAACACAAGACGUCCCCGCACCCUCGCAGAUUGCCUUGGUGACGACAGCAUUUGCGAGAUGAUGGAGACUGGUCUGUCCAUGUGUUGUCAGACUCGCCUUUCCGAGGUUCUGCGCAGGACGGCUGAGCUUUCCAUGACUGCCAUGGUUCGCACACUCUUCAGUAGACUUCCGCUUCUACCCCAAACCGCCGACGAGUUCUUCGCCGCUCGACCAGAUGGUACCGAGCCAGAACCGGAGCACGCUACUCUUGCAGCGAAACCUGUGGGCGAGGACGCUGAACAGGAUGAACGCAGACGCCGCAGAAUGACCAUGCCAGAUCCUACAAGCAACGCCUUUCCCGCAGCUGCGGCGCAAGUGCUCGAUCAGCUCAGAGAGAUGGGCGAAGACGAGGAGCGACAAGAAGCAGAGGCAUCUCAGCAAGCUGCGGAUGGCGCCCAACGCAACCAGCAGGAGCAGCAAGCUUCUGCUGAAUCCACGUCUCCUUCGAAUGAUUUCGCUGAAGCGCCACAAGCAAGUACCGAUGAAGCUGCAGCUCAGCUUUCUGCAAACGACGUCGAUCAAGACCAAGCUUCCGCACCUCAAGCUGUACAGAAAGACGCAGCCCCCACUGCAGCACCGAUCGAGAUCGAGCCUUUUGGGCUUCCCGCAAUCCUCGAAGUCUGCCGUGUCAUCGUAUCGCUAUUGGACCCCAGCAACCUCCAGCACACCAACACCAUGCGUCGGCUUGGCAUGUCCAUGCUUAUCUCGGUGCUCGAGACGUCCGGUCGAUCCAUCGGCGACUUUCCCUCCCUCCGAGCUCUCAUGCAGGAUACCGCCUGCAAGCAUCUCUUCACUCUGGCCCGCAGCGACGAUAUUAUCCCGCUCUCUUUGAGUCUUCGCGCUCUCUCCACCAUGUUCGAGACCAUGCGCGAGCACUUGAAGCUGCAGCAUGAGCUCUUCCUCAACUAUCUCAUGGACCGUCUUGCUCCCACCUUUCCCCUCGCUCUCGAGCCCUGGAACGAGCGUACGUUCGACAAUGCUGCGAGGCGCGCUAUGGGCUCUGGCACUGCCGCUCGCACUGGCGCACUUGAGCUAAACGCCCCCGCCGUUCAGGUUCAGCCGCCACCACCACCCGCUCCACCCGCUCCGCCGCUUCCAAAGACUUCCGACCGUGCUCCAGCGACCGGAGAAGCCCGAGAACUCUACCUCGAGACCUUUGCGCUGCUCUUCCGCAACUUUGAUGCAGAGCGCCCGGCCGAAUAUCUUGUCGAUCUCUACCUCAACUACGAUUGCUACACGGAUUGCGACAACAUGUACGAACGCGUGCUUCACUUCCUUUGCCGCAGCAUUCACGCAGCCAACCCGCAGAGCCCCACGCAGCAAGAUCCCGUGCAGCUCUUCGCUCUGGAUGCUCUUCUCUCCUUCAUUGCAGCUGUCGCCGAGCGUCACGAGACCUUGCAGACUGGUGAUGCCGAGCGCGAGUCCCUCCUGCCUGGCGGGCUUUCAGUUGAAGCUUUAGCAAUGCAAAAGGCCAAGAAAGCAACCAUCCUUGACGGUGCUAGCCGCUUCAACGCCAAGCCAAAGGAUGGUUUGGCCUUUCUUGAGAAUGAGAGUCUCCUCGACUACGAUGAUGCAAGCCUUACCCGAGAAGAGCGCAUCGCUCGUUUCCUGAAAGAGUGCCCACGACUGGACAAGAAGCUGGUCGGAGACUACAUCGGCCGGCCUGACAACGUCAAGGUGCUCGAGGCCUUCGUCCGCCUCUUCGACUUCAUGGACAAGCCCAUCGCCGAGGCCCUACGUGAGAUGCUCGAGAGCUUCCGCUUGCCCGGAGAGUCGCAACAGAUCGAACGCAUCACCCAGACGUUCGCUGCCACCUACUUUGCUGCCAAGCCUGAAGGUAUCGCUACAGAGGAUGCAGUCUUCAUUCUUUCAUACUCGGUCAUCAUGCUCAACACUGAUCAGCACAACCCACAGAACAAGCGUCGAAUGACCGUCGAUGACUACCGCAAGAACCUGCGCGGCGUCAACGGCGGCGAUGACUUUGACCUCGACCUGACUGGUGCUAUCUACGACAGCAUCAGGAAGCGCGAGAUUGUCAUGCCCGAAGAACACGCUGGCCAGCUUGGCUUCGAGUAUACCUGGAAGGAGUUGCUCAGACGUUCGCGAACCGCUGGGACUCUGGUUGCCUGCAACACCACCGCCUUUGAUCGCAACAUGUUCGAAGCUAGCUGGAAGCCUAUCUUGUCAAGCAUCGCUUUCGCGUUCUCGACGUAUGCAGACGAGUACAUGGUGGAGCGUGCUAUCUCUGGUAUCCGUCAGUGUGGCAUCCUUGCCUCCGAGUUUGACCUCAUCGAGGUCUUUGACCUUAUGGUUCACACUCUCGCCAGCGCAACAGGGCUGCUGGACAGCUCCGCGCCACAGGCCUUGACGAGCAAUCCAACGGUCGAAGUGGAGAACCAGCAGGUCACCGUUAGCCCGCUUUCAACACGCUUUGGUGUCAACUUUAAGGGUCAGCUUGCGGCAGUCGUGCUCUUCACCAUCGCCAACGGCAACGUCGAUGCUAUUCGUACCGGCUGGUCGGACCUGUUCGAGAUCUUCAAGAACCUCUUUGCGCACGGUAUGCUGCCUGCUUCGAUGGUGCAGAUGGAAGACCUCGCCGAUGGACCCGUGCCCAUCCCGUUCAAGCCAAAGAAGAUCCCAGGACCCUCGCCGCAGGAUCCUCGUGCACAGGGAGGCGGUCUCUUCAGCACUCUAUCUUCCUACCUCCUGUCGCCCUACUCCAACACGAGCGAGCCCACACCGUACGAGGCUACUUCCGAAGACAUCGAGGCUACACUGAGCUCAGUCGACUGCAUCGCUUCCUGUCGUCUCGAGGCUCUUUGGCACCAGGUUCUGCGCCUCAGCACCGAGUCGCAUAUGUGUGCUGUUCACUACUUGCGCUUCCUCAUCGAGGCUCUCACGGUGGAGAAGGUCCUCUUCCGCGAGUCGUCAGGCUGGAACACGGAUGGCACCUCGACCCCAACUAGCUCACACCAAGGUGCAGGAAGCCACGCAAACGGCAAAGAUUCGAAGCACCAAUUGGCCGCUGCUUCUUCGUCGAAUAGUCUCACAGCCGGUGGAGCUGGGUCAGGACGCUCGAUGGCCGAUGGUCUGCCGUUGAGCUACGAUCCGCGAGUGCCUUUCCUUCUCGAGUUGCUGACCCAGAUCGUGGCCUCUUCACCAAGUCAGCUUGUCGCUGAGACCUGGCCAUGCGUAUCCGAGCACAUCACGGCAGUGCUUCGUAACGCCAAAGCAUACCAUCCCAUGAUGGUGGAGCGAGAGGUCGCAGCUCUCUUGCGUGUCAUCGGCGCUGCUGCUGCAGAAGAGUCCCUCCGUGAUCAGAUCUUCUUAGCGUUGGACUUGCUUCGCGAGUUGCCUGUUGAGAUCUGCAUCUCCGGCUCCAAGCAGCUUCUUGCCGGUCUCACUGGCAUCCUUGCUUCUCAUCCCACGUUCGUACGCUCUCACACCGAGUGGAGUCUAGUGCUAGCGCUCAUUGCGGACAACUCGAACGUGCGGAACGCUGAUUCCGCCCGUUUGGCGUUCGAGGCAACCAAGGCGAUCGUCGCCGUUCCUGCGUCGACAGAAGGCAGCAAGGACACACAAGCCGGCGUCACCUCGUCGAAGCUAUCGCCUGACAACUUCCUGCCCGUCGUCUCGCAACUGAUUGACUUUGCCUACGGUGCUGAUACCACCGCUUGGCGUAACAUGAUCCUGCGCGAGUCACCACAGCGUCGUACGACAAUCACCGAGAAGAAGGAGAUGGCGGAGGCAGAAAAGGUGAUGCAAGAGCGAGGUGUAGAGUCCGUAGACUUGCUCGAGGCGCUCAAGACCGAAGUUCCUCGCUUGAUCAGCGCCGAGGCUAGCGGAGGCUCAGAUAGUGCUAAGAACGAUGAAGUCUGGAGCAAGUACUGGCUCGCAUUGCUUACUGGUCUCGCACGACAGUGGAUCAACGCCUACGUUCCAGUACGCUCGGCAGCAGUCACGUUGUUACAGCGUGUGCUCUUCUCUGCAGAGCUGGUAUCAGAGCCACCGUCUCGAACGUCGUUGAUCCGAGUCGUAUUCUCAGCUACGCUCUUCCCACUGAUCGAGGAUUUGCUCAAACCUCAGGUCUACCAGAUCGACCCUCCAUCAGCGGCUAACAAGAAUGGCGGGAUGCUAGAGAUUCGUAUUCGAGCGUCAGCACUGAUUUGCAAGACCUUCCUUCAUCUCAUGCCGCAUCUUGCUCCGUCGGCAGAGGAGAAGCAAGACGAGUUCCAAAAACUCUGGUUGGACGUGCUGGAUUUUAUGGACCGAAUGAUCAAUUCGACGGGUGGUAAUGCUGGACGUCGCAAUCCUCUGACGGAAGCAAUCCCGGAGAAUCUCAAGAAUGUUUUGUUGGUCAUGUCAGCGAGCCAACUCCUAGCACCACCUAUUGGGGAGAGGACAACGUCGCAAGCGCAGUUGUUCGACUUGACGUAUGACCGGUUGCAACGGUUCCUACCCGGUCUUGUGGAGGAGGUAUUCCCACCGCCCCCGCCGCCCGUGGCAGCAGCUGCCCCAGCAGCCGAACAAGCACAAGCAGAGCCGCAGGCCUAG
Molecule: messenger RNA, 5499 nt
Organism: Ustilago hordei
Lineage: Eukaryota; Fungi; Basidiomycota; Ustilaginomycetes; Ustilaginales; Ustilaginaceae
Exons: 1
Coding region: 1-5499 (1832 amino acids)
Biological process (GO): regulation of ARF protein signal transduction
Molecular function (GO): guanyl-nucleotide exchange factor activity
Source: RefSeq, a predicted model, not a curated record